AUGUAUCUUCUGGUAUCAAUUUGGGUGGCUUUUUUAUUCACUCAGUGUUUCGCACAAUACAAUCCGUAUUGUGCAUCAAAAAUAAAUCAAAGCAGUUCUAAAAAUUCAUUUGUAAAUUUCGUGCGCCCUAUUUGCGAUGAUAAUCAUCGAGCAAUUUCUUGUAAACUCGAAACUCAGGAAACAUGUAACUCUCAUAUAAAGCAUUGCGAUAAUCCCCAUUGGAAUACCACUGUAUGUAUCAAUAAUAUAUGUGUCUGCGGGGAUGCCACCGUUCUUAAUAGUGUAAACGCUGGUAGAGCCGCUGCCUCCAAGCCGCGAAACGCUUGUAACAAUGCAAGCGACUGUCCGAAGUGUGAUAAUGACGAUGUGAAAACGUGUGAAAAUAAAAGUUGUCGUUGUCGACUCCCACAUAGAUGCACAACUCUUUCUUUCGGUGUUAAAUUCGACUUUGGUCGUAUCACAUGUCCGCCUGGCAAAGUAUGUAUUGAAGAAAAAUGCGUAGAUCCACCUUCAUGUGCCGAUCAUGGGCAGCAGUGCGAUACGAAAGGGUGCUGUGAUGAGUUACAUUGCCAUCGACGAACAUCAUUCGGUGCUACUACUCCUCCCAUCUGCGUGCAAAAUGCCUUUAUUGGAGAAGACUGUUCUAGCGGUAUUCCUUGUGAAGGUACGUCGCAAUGCAUUGGUGGACGGUGCUCACUCAAAAGAGGAUCCAACUGUGAUUUUGAUGGCGCCAUAUGUCCCCAUGGAUCGAGUUGCCGAGUUGUCAAUACGAAUAAAAUAUGCUUUUGUGAUCUGCUUCUAAACGAUGGUACAUGUAUUACAAAAAAACGGUGUGAUCUCGAUUUCUUUGGGGUGAAAGAAUUAUGUCAAUGUCAUCAGUCUAUUGGCAAUUAUUGUUAUGCUAAUUCAGCUACUAGUGAGCAAUGUCGUACAGCAUGUUACGCGCACAGUGAUGCGCACUCACCAUGUAAAAACUAUUAUAUGAAUUGGGCUAAUCAGACCUUUGAAAUAACGGCUGUAAUGGCUAAAGAAUUGACUGAUUGUGGUCACAAAAUAUAA
Halteromyces radiatus is the source of this 1059-nucleotide messenger RNA. RefSeq lists its product as uncharacterized. The record is from RefSeq and is a predicted model, not a curated record. The coding region runs from base 1 to 1059 and encodes 352 amino acids. NCBI's taxonomy places the organism in Eukaryota, Fungi, Mucoromycota, Mucoromycetes, Mucorales, Cunninghamellaceae. The transcript has a single exon.